AUGCCGCUAAGGUGGGGGUGGGUAAACCAGUGCCACAGAUGGAGGCCAUUACACGCGCAAGACUGGAUUCAAGCAAAGUAGACCAUUUUCUAGAUUCUUAUACCAGCAGUACUGUCAGGAAACCGGUUUCCUUUCACAUGGGAGGUCUACCCUCUUCAGUAUUUUCUAUGGGAAAGCCAGUAUGCUGAUCACUGCCGGGUAUUUGCGUUUUCUGACCCUGAAGAUCAUCUCUGUGAGCAUGAACACACGAAAUCAUGUCAAAGCUGCGACAAUAUCAAGAAUGUUCUUGAGGAAAUAGAACUGGUAUUGUCAUCAAGAGACCUUCACUUCAGGUAGACGAUUACUGAUACCAUGUUCUAUAGUCUUCUUCUUUCAAAACCAAAAACCUAAACUUUCUUGCAGUCAAAACCAAAGAAAGAAGACCGAUUUCUCCCCUAACAGAUUUUAUAUUGUUCAGUUUAUUGUUGAUCGUUUCAUUUUACACAUGUAAAAAAAAUUCUUCACAGGAUAUUACGAAAAGAUAUAUAUUGUAAUUUUACCUGAUCAUGAAGAGUAAGUUUUCUAAGUGUCAUAUCUUAAUCACCUUUUUGCAAUUGGAAAUGGGUGGCUCAGGUGACUGAAAUCUACAGUUGUUUAUCCUCGGAAACAAUGCCGCAUUUACUUCAUUAAACAAAGGAUCAGGAAAAAUAUACCGUAAAAAGACGAGCAAAUGAUGUCGCCCUAAAACGUCAAGAAAUUAUAAUUACAUCGUUGAUAACAGAAGGAAACCAUCAACUUUUUUAUUUUGAUUUUUAGAUAUCAAGACGAAAAGGAGGAACUAGAGCAUGACAUUAGUAACGCUAUAGAUAAGAUUGAGCGAUGGAAGGCCCACAUCUUAAGAGCAGUAAACCAGGACGUAGCAAAGGAUGAUAUCCUCAACAAUAUGACGCCAGAGCAAGCUUUAAUUAUCAUGGAUUGGGCUAUGAAAUUCCUUCCGUUGAAGUAUAAGGAAACGCAAGGAGAGUGGUUUGGAAAGAAAGGCCUCUCUUGGCAUGUCACAGCCGUGAUAACAAAACCGAAGGAAGAGUUUGAGGUAUUUUUUUACAGGCAUAUCCCACAUCUGACUAUGGGCAUAUCCAAAACGGUGCAUGAUGCUCUGUCUGUCUCUGUAUGUACUACGCCGUUCAGUCGAAUUAUGCGCAAAUCCUUUUUUGACAACACGGAACUACACUUAUACGAAACGUAGGAAUUGCAUGCCGAAAUUUUAUCUUUUAACAGGACACCUGUAGGGAUCUCUUCUCGGAAGAGAUCCCUGUUUGUUGACACUGUUGAUUCUCGUGAGCGACCGUUUACAGGAGGUUUGACGUUAUAUUCCUUCAAUUACCAUUUCAGUUUCAGAUAUUAUAGUAGUCGAAUUUGUGUCCUAAAUAGAAGAAAUGCUGAGUUUUCUUCUUAUUUCCUGAGUAACAGUAGAGUUAUCCACAUUCACUUGCUGUACAAAAUACGGUAAAAGCAAUGUAUAAAUUAUGUAUUGACAGUGGAGGUAGGUCGGUGUCCGCGUGACAGGUUAAAAGCUUACACUGAUUACUUUAUUUGCACAUUCUACUGAGGAAAUAAUCCCUUGAAAUCUUUAGCUAUGAAGUGCAGGAAGAUACGAGGCAUAGUUAUAGUCAAGGGAUGAAACAACAAGUUGACAACAGAUAGGAUUAACAGAAGAGUAGGUAUUUGAGAGUCAGUGAGCUUUCCUGUUGUACUUUAUUUAACGUCAUGGAGCCGAUAGUGUAACAUUAUUUCUUAUGUUCAUAUGUAUAGGCAAGGACAUACGUUCAUCUGCUGGAUCACUGCAGCCAGAACUGGUUUGCUGUUGCAUCUAUUUAUGA
Messenger RNA from Porites lobata, 1859 nucleotides. Lineage: Eukaryota; Metazoa; Cnidaria; Anthozoa; Scleractinia; Poritidae. The record is from the annotation of a GenBank genome assembly.